Messenger RNA from Vespula vulgaris, 5047 nucleotides. RefSeq lists its product as uncharacterized. The record is from RefSeq and is a predicted model, not a curated record. NCBI's taxonomy places the organism in Eukaryota, Metazoa, Arthropoda, Insecta, Hymenoptera, Vespidae. The coding region runs from base 44 to 445 and encodes 133 amino acids. The transcript is spliced from 3 exons.
CGAAGCUCGAUUUUGAAAAGUUUGCAAAGAGGAGGGGAAAAAAAUGUUUUGGUCCGAGCCCGACGAGGAGGAGGAGGCGCUUCUUUGCAGCCCGGCUCUAAUGGCCAGGAGGGCGUCCGAGUCCUGGAUCGUCGCGCCCCCUGUCGAGGCGAUGCCGGUCGCAGCAAUGACCCUUCAACGAAAAAAGUCACUGCCGGAUGUGGCCCAGGGUAUUCAAUUAACAGCAACAGCACCGUUAUCAAGGGAAGAAGUUAGUGUUCUAAGUAGUAUGAGGAGAGAAGAAAUCCGUAGGCAGAUCGACGAGAGAGAAAGGCUCAGGGCCAAUCCUCUUCUCUACCUGGUCAGUCCUCAGGUCAAAGACUGGUUCUCCCGGCAACAGCUGGUAAUGCUGGUGCUCUUCAUCAACAUAUCCUUAGCCCUGAUGUUCUUCAAGUUGCUGACGUAGCAGCCAGCCAAUGAUCGGGUUCACGGACUCGUGGUAGACGUGACCUGAGACCUCAGGGUGUCUCGAGACGCUCUGGGUCGUCAAACGUGGCAUAAAUUUCUCGAGAGAAAGGAAAUAUCAAGAAAGGAUGGUAAGGUACGAUGCCACACACCUGACCGUUGAAAACGGCUUUUUCGAACGACCGAGAAAGAGAGACAAAAAGAGAGAAAGGGAGAGAGAGAGAGAAGAAGAAGAGAAAGGUUGAAGGGUACGAGGAAGGAGAAUCCCACGUCCGUGUCCUUGAGGAGGAACGAUUUCGAGAAAGAGUUUCGUCGUGGGACCUGCUUUAGACGAAGAAAGAAAGGAAAAACAAAAAAAAAUUAAUAAAAACAAAAUAUUAAUGGAUGAUUUUGCGGUGUAUAAGAUUGUCGUCUAGUUGGUUAAAAAAGAAAAAAAAAAGAAAAAAAGGGAAAAAAAAUUUUACAGAAACGAGAUUAAAUAACGAUAAGAGAAACAAAUUCCGGGAUUAUUAUUUUUAAACCCGGUGGAAAUUUUGAAGACGAGGUCCAGAUUUCAAGCGAAAGAUUGAUUAAAUACAUAUAUACAUAUAUAUAUAUAUGUAUGUAUGUACAUAUGUAUGUAUAUAAAGAAAAAAAGGAUGAAAGGAGAAAUAAUAGAGAGAGAAAAAAGUAUAUUAUAAUUUAUCAGGCGCGCAUCACAACUAAAAGGAAAUAAUCGAUUUGAUUUAGAAAAUGGGUCGUCGACGACCCGGCGCCCCUUUAUCAUACCUAUUUUUACACCGAUAUUUUAAUAAGACUACUACUACAAUUACUUAAUAUUUACUACAACUACUACUUCUAAUUGUAAGAGUAGCUCGAGUCUUGUUUAUAGUUAAGCCGAAUUAAAGCGGCCGAACCAUUAUGCGCACACGAAUUCCUCCUUCAUUAGUUAAUUAUUAUAUAUACAUCGUCGUUUUUUUUUGUUUUCCUUAUCAAACGAUCGACUUGAUGGCGAGAUAUUGGCUAGAAUUAAAUCUCGGGACGAUCGUCUUGUAUGUAUGUAUGUAUGCGUACGUAUCAAUUUUGAAACAUACAAUGAAUCGAUUCGAACGAUAGAAUUCAUUUUAAGGAAGAACGAAAUAGACGUUCCUAUAGUUAACGAACAAAAAUUGUUUCAUCGAUCGAUGAAAAAAAAAAAAGAAAAAAAACAAGAGAAAAGAAAGGAGAAAGAAAAUGUGCCAGUGAUUUUGGAAGUUAACGGGAAAGAUUUUAUCGAAUGAGAAAAAUUUUUUCGGAGACACGCAAUUAAAUUUUGCAGCGUAAUUUUUAUGAGAGAUAAAGAAAAGGAUUCUUAUUAUUAUCACUAUUAUUAUUACCAUUAUUAUUAUUACCAUUAUCAUUAUUACUAUCAAGAGCGAGGUCUAACAAUGAAAAAUAUUUUUACAGCAAAAUGUUCCGAGUUUUUGAGCUAAACAAAGACGAACGAACAGUGAAGAGCUUUCAAAAGGCGUCAUAUCUUUUUUAAAAAAGGACGUACAUACGAACAUGUUUUUCUAUCGCGUAGCUUUGCUAGAUAAACGGUCGGUCGUAUACGACACGAUCGGAGAGUGUGUAAUUGGAAGAAAUAGAUAAUUUAGCGAGACGCGUUUUCAAGUUUAGGCGAGACGCGUUUUCACGAGUUUAGAAAUCUUUUGUAAAAAUAAAAAAAAGAAGAGAACGAAGAUGAGAACACACGCUCCGAAUCGUCACGAGCUAUUUGUAACUUUUUCCGUGGCGUCGAGCUGAUUCUUAAUGGAUUGAUCUACGACUCGAAUACAUUGAUAAUAUUCGUGAACGUAGCUUGGACAUAUAGAAGCGACGCUGAUUUCACAAAGCGUUCGCAUAAUUUGCGUCGUUGAAUCGCUGGCGAAACUGGCGAAAGAAGAAGACGAAAAGAAAGGAAAAGAAAAUUAGGAAGAAAGAGCAACGACGAAAAGAAAGAGAGAAAGAGAAAUAUUAUUCUGCUUCUUUUUCCUGACAAAACGUUAUACACCGGUGCGAUUGUCCAUCGUAAAUUGAACGUAUGUAAAUUGUUCGAAACGCGAAACUUCCUAGGCGAAAUAGCGUUAAAAAUAUAAAUAGAAUCUAUAGCUCGACGAUACGCGUAUCUGAUUGUUCACAUCUCGGACGGAACGAAAAACGAGAGGAGUAUUAAAAGAAAAAACAGAGAGAGAGAGAGAGAGAGAGAUGUUAUUAAUUGCUAAGCUGAUAGAUAGUCGAGCUCAGGUAGGUUUCGUGAUUAAUAUCUCGUAGACAUGUCCGCCGAUUUACCAUCGGAUAUUCAAAUAGUCAAAUUCGAAAUAGAAUUAAUUUGUUAUCGUGCGGAGCGUUUGAGAAUUGUACUUGAGUAUUCAAGUCGAAUUGAUGACCUCGAUAGCAAAAGAAGAAGAGAAAAAAAAUAAAAGAAAGAAAGAAAGAAAGAAAAGAAAAAGAAAGAAGAAGUAUCGAGUUCUCUCUAUAUUGAAGAAUGAAGAUAAAUAAUUUACGCACCGUAAUUUUUUGUAACCAAUGAUAAAUAUACUCGAGUUACUUCAAAAGAUGCUCCGUGCUCUCGCAGUGAUAUUAUAUAAGAGAAAAUGUACGACAGCAAUGUUGUCUCUCUUUUGUACGACAUUCGAAAUUAUUUGAGAAUGUCGAUUACGGAAAUUCCUUCUUCCCAUUCUCGAGCGAUUGCAUUUUUCCAGCCUCGAGUAUAGCUGAAAUGUCGGAAGAUACAUUUGUAAAUAAAAAAGAAAGAAGGAAGCAAAAGAAAACGUAUACCGUAUCCGUUCAAUCGUGCUCGUACUUUUAUCGAUCUAUCGAUCUUUCCACGAAGUGUCUUAAGAAAAAUCUUUGUUGGAGCCUUCGACGAAUCUAACGAGCAUAUAAAGAAGAAUCUAAAUGCGCAUAAAGAAGAAUUUAAUGUGCUAAUACGUUGGAAGAUCUACAUUGGACGAUACCCGACACAUGUUCGUCGACUUUCUUAAAAAAAGAGGAAACGCAAAGUAACGAAACGUAAGAGAGAGAGAGAGAGAGAGAGUAAACAAUGCUGAAACAUAACAAUACAGAAAAUGGAUAGAUAUUCGAUAGUAAUCUCAAGAUUAGUAUAAUUUCGCGAGAAUAAUCUCGUUUUGCCAAGACGAGCACGUAAAACGGAACGUUUUGGAGUUAAGGGAAUUUCAAUUCGUAAAACAUAAUAGAAUAUUUUCGAUGGUAUAGCUUUUAAUGUAAGCGCUAAUGAAGUUGUCAUUUUUUAAAUGAAAAAAAAAAAAAUACAGGUGAGAAUGAGGAAAAAGAAAAAAAAGGGAACGUGGAGAAAACAAGAUCUUGUUUUUCUUUUUUCCGAAUGCGUCGAGCUCCAAUGUCUCUACGAAUUUGUUAAUCUAAGAAAAAAAAAAGAAAAAAAAAAGUAUCUGGGAACACGAAUAUUGAUAGGGAUGCUGAAAGAGAUAUAAAGAAAGGGAGUUAACACAUGUGUGUGUGGAUGUUUGUGAAAGUAAAAUUAAUUAAUGAAAGGCGUGUAUAUUCAUAAUUGGAAUACGAUUCGAAGAAUUUUCUUUUUUUCCUUACAAAACCGCGUUGAUGCAUACACACAUAUACAUAUUCGUAAAUAUAUAUAUAUAUUUAUAUUUAUAUAUGUAUAUAUAUAUAUUUAUAUAUGUGUAUAUAUGUAUAUAUAUAUAUAUAUAUAUAUGUAUUUACCUACACACCUAUGUACGAGCACAAACAUCACUCAUCAUGUGCCGAAUCUUGUAUUGUGUAUAUAUAUAUAUAUAUAUAUAUAUACACACACUCACACAUAUAAUACUAUAAUAUAUAUAUAUAUAUACAUACAUAUAUAUAUAUUAUAAAUAUAUAUAUAUAUAUAAUUAGCUAAUAAUACCAGAAACAACAGCUAUACAAUUUUUAUCGAUGAGGAUGCGUAUGUAUUGCGUGCAUUAGCGUGUGUGUAAAAGAGAGAGAGAGAGAGAGAGAGAAAUUCACGAGAAACGAACAAACCAGAACCAUUGUAGGCGUUAUAUCGUUACUCAGUUUCGUUACAAAAGAGCCAUAUCACGAAUCAAAGGAAAUUUUACUAUUGUAUGUACAUGUAUAGGUUUAUCUCGAUUGAAUAUGAAGAAAAUUGAUUUGGCUAUUUACUUGCUAUAUCAAAUCUUUAUAUAUAUAAUUAUAUUUAUAUAAAAUAUAAUAUAUAUACAUACACAGACACACAUUAAAAGCAUAUGUAUAUUUUACUUGUUAUGACUCUGACUAUUAUCGCAGUUAGUAUAUCUCGUUAUUAUUGUAUAUUACCAUUAUUACGAUUAAUUAUUACCAUUAUUAUUGAUUAUUAUGAUUAUUAAUUACCACUACCACCAACAAAAUCAUUAUCAUCAUCAUCGUGUAAAAGGCGACGGUGGCGAGUAUAAUUAAAAAGAAAAUUUUGGUACCUCUAGACGAAGUAAAAAAAAGAGAUAGAAGAAAAAAAACAAAUAAACGAAUGAAAAAAAAAGAGACAGAACGGGAAUAAAAAUAACGAAACAUAAAAUGCGAAUCGGACCGAAUGGUCCACUGACAAUUGUUGAUUUGCAAGAGCAGUGAUUCAAUAAACUUGUAUCAUGACUGA